AAAUAAAUCGAAGCAAUGGUCAUCAACGGACAACAGGCUGCCGCCUGUUACGGCGGGCUUGGGACCUACGUCUUCAAGGGAGAAAAUCGGGUCAACGAUUUGGAAUGCCACGCAAACGGGCUCAGGGAAAGACUCGACAGGCUGGAAGCGAUGCUUCCGAACGCGCUGAUCGAAGCAAACGGCGCCAUCCAGAGGGGAGAACGACCUCCGGAUUAUUUGCAACUCUCGAGGGCCGAGGAAGCCGGAAGUCGAGAUGUGCAGAGUUGCGAUUGCGGGGAGGCACGAGUCCUCGAGGACGAGCCCCCGGUUUGCAUGCUGCGGGUUUUGGCGCGUAAGGAGAAACGUCUUCGUAAGAAAAUCUACGAGAUGGAGGUGAAGGAGGAGCGUUACAAGAAGGCCUUGGCCGAGGCCGGCCGGAUAUUCAGCGCCGGCGAGACGGACGGUCCGGAUGACGCGGAAAUUCCGUGCGCCGAAAACUCGAGUCUCGACGAAUUUUGCAAAAAAUGUUGCGGCUACAACGAAAGAGUGGCGAAACUGAAUCUCCCUGAGGAUCCCGAGGCCUGGAAAACCCUUGCCGGACAGUUCAAGGCCGCCUACAAGAAAGCCGAGAAGGAGGGACUUCCUCCGGGCGUGAGGGAGCCCGUUCGGAUAACGGCUGAAAAAAUACAGGCCAUGAGCAAUUUCAGCCCCGAAUCUUGUCCCUGCGGUCAGCCGGUGAAGUGCAACAGUUGCGUGAUUUGCUCCUGCGCGGAAUGGGAGCGCGAUUUGGAAUUGGGAGGCGGGGACGAGCCGCCCGAAGACAGUUCUUCCGACGGCCGGGAAUCUCGAAAAGUAGUCGGAAAAUCGGGAUCCGGGGGUCGAGAGGGGUGCCGAUGCGGCUGCAACGAGACGUCGUCCGAAUCCGAUUGCCCCUGCGGUUGCCCUUCCAGCGCGACGGCGAGUUCGGAACGCUCGUCGACCGUCACGGACACCACGCUACCGUCGUUCGAGAGCGACGAGUCCGGCGGCAGCAACGACCUUGAGAAGGGCGGGGAAGAUACCACCCCGGACAUUCCCCGCGUCGUCGAACACCCGGAGACGACGUCCGCCGCGAACGAGGGGGCGGAAAAAACGUGCGCGGUCUGUCCGUGCGUCUGCACGACGUGCGGCACCGCGACGGAAAACGGAGGACGGGACCCAGAGGCCGCUGACGAUGGAGAUUUGGACAACGUCCCCGACGUCGCGGAAUGCUCUUGUCCGGAUUUGUCGGAAGUGCCGCCGGAGAUACGAAAGGUCUGCCGGAUCGAGCGUCUCCGCGAGGGCGUCGAGGGUCUGAAGAACCGCAACCACUUCCUUCGGGAGCUCCUGAAGAGCCGCGGUUGCAGUCCGAGCCUCGUCGACGAUUCCCGGCUGUCCUCCGAGUCGCGCGACGAGGGCGUCCGCGUCCAGGGAACCGCCAGCGGCCUCCUGUGCACCGUGGCACUUCUGCAGAGCAAAUGUCGCACGAAGGACGAUAUGAUCCUGGCGCUGGCGGACGAGCUGAGGAAGGACGCCACGCCCGAGCGGACCGAGCGUAUCCUGGAGCGGCUGGCCUGGCCGUCGCCCGCGGCGCGCGGCGUCAGCGACUUCGACCGCUCCGAGCUGUGGAAUUACCUCAGAAAAUCGUCGAACGGCGUUGCGCCAGGCUCCGAUGACCCCGAAAAGGACGAAUCCGGCCGCCCCCACGACGCGUGUCCUUGUCCGAGGACCCCCAGGAUUCCGGAUCCUCCGAGGGAGUUUAAGGUGCGGAGGCGCGUCUCGGGCGACGGUUUGAUCCUCUCGUGGCUUCCUCCGCUGGAGGGACCAGUUUCCGGCUACGAGGUAACCGAUAAAAAGAAAAAGGCAAAAAUAAAAACGAUCGAAGACUCGAACGAAUCGUCGCUUCCGUCCCCGCAGGUCCUGGCGGAAGGCGAAACGGUCGCCAGGAUUCGAAGGCCGAUGCGAACGGAAACCUUCGUCGGGGGUCUCGACCUGGGGCGGCUGGUUCUACUCGAGGUGCGGACCGUCGCUCGAAACGGACUGCGCUCGAAAACUGCCGAAAAACUUUUCAACCCCGCGCGCUUCGGGGUUUGAUUUAUAUCCUGAUGAUGUGUAUAUGAAGCGAAACUGCGGAGUCCUUAUCGCCACCGGAACUGCCCGAAAUAUGUGUAAAAACGUUGAACGUGCUCACGCUGUCGUUGAAUAAAUUCGAAAGAAGCGAAAUUUGAGAAU
Molecule: messenger RNA, 2229 nt
Organism: Athalia rosae (coleseed sawfly)
Lineage: Eukaryota; Metazoa; Arthropoda; Insecta; Hymenoptera; Athaliidae
Exons: 7
Coding region: 16-2091 (691 amino acids)
Molecular function (GO): protein binding
Source: RefSeq, a predicted model, not a curated record